AUGAUAUUCCGUUGUCGUGUUGUUCUCAACACACACCAUCUUCAAUUCAAACCCAAACUCAAACUCCCCUCAUUAACAACACUCACCAAAACCACCCAUUUUUCUUCACUCGUUUCCACUUCUCUUCAAAGUUUCAACCACACAAACCUUCUCCAACUCUGCACCCUUUGCCUCACCCUUUCCCAAAUCAAGCAAGCCCACGCCUUUGCCGUCUUCCAUGGCUUCCUUCCUCGCUGUGUCUCCCUAUGUGCCUCUCUCAUUCUCCGAUAUGCCUCCUUUGGGCACCCCACAUCCUCCCAUAUUCUCUUCCAACACAGUGUUGUGUAUUCCCGUAGUGCUUUCUUGUGGAACACCAUUAUCCGUGCCAAUUCUAUUGCUGGUUUCUUUGAUGAAUUCAGCAACUAUAACACCAUGGUUCGUGCUGGUGUUAAGCCUGAUGAGUGCACCUACCCUUUUGUUCUGAAGGUGUGUUCUGAUUUUGUGGAGGUUCAUAAGGGUAGGGAGGUUCAUGGGGUUGUGUUUAAGCUUGGAUUUGAUGGGGAUGUCUUUGUAGGGAAUACCCUUUCGGCCUUUUACGGGAAUUGUGGGCUUCUUGACGAUGCAACAAAAGUGUUUGAUGAAAUGCCGGAAAGAGAUAAGGUGUCGUGGAAUACUGUUAUUGGUUUGUGUUCUCUUUAUGGGUUUUACAAGAAGGCACUAAGGUUUUUUAAGGAGAUGGUUGUGGCCGUCCCACGGAUUCAACCGGAUUUGGUUACCGUUGUGAGUGUGUUGCCAGUGUGUGCGGAAACUGAGGAUGAGGUGAUGGCGACAAACUUGCACUGUUAUGCAUUGAAGGUUGGCUUGUUGGGCAAUGUAAAGGUUGGAAAUGCGUUGGUUGAUGUAUACGGGAAGUGUGGAAAUGAGAAGGCUUCCAGAAAAGUUUUUGAUGAAAUUGAUGAGAGGAAUGUGAUUUCCUGGAAUGCUAUCAUUACUAGUUUUUCUUUUAGAGGGAAAUAUAUGGAUGCUUUCGAUGUAUUUAGGUUGAUGAUUGGGGCAGGUGUGACACCGAACUCUGUCACCAUUUCUAGUAUGCUACCUGUAUUAGGAGGAUUAGGACUUUUCAAGUUGGGAAUGGAAGUUCAUGGGUUUUGUUUAAGGUUGAAUAUUGAGUCUGAUGUUUUUAUUGCUAAUGCGUUGAUAGAUUUGUACGCAAAAUCAGGAUCUCCAAGAAUAGCAUCUACUAUAUUCAAUAAAAUGGGAGGAAGAAACAUUGUAUCUUGGAAUGUUAUGAUUGCCAAUUUUUCUCAGAACAAGCUUGAGUAUGAAGCUGUAGAAUUAGUGAGGAAAAUGCAAGCUGAGGGAGAAAUCCUCAACAAUGUAACCUUCACAAAUGCUCUUCCAGCCUGUGCGAGACUUGGUUUCCUGAAUGUCGGAAAAGAAAUUCAUGCCAAGAUUAUUCGGGUUGGAUCUUCCCUCGAUUUGUUUGUCUCUAAUGCUCUGUCAGAUAUGUAUUCAAAAUGUGGAUGCUUAAACCUUGCUCAAAAUGUCUUCAAUAUUUCUGUCAGGGACGAAGUUUCCUACAACAUACUAAUUAUAGGCUAUUCUCGAACAAAUGACUGUUCAGAGUCUUUAAGUUUGUUUUCAGAAAUGAUACUCUUGGGCAUGGCUCCUGAUAUUGUUUCUUUCAUGGGUGUAAUAUCAGCUUGCGCAAAUCUAGCUUCCGUAAGACAAGGCAAAGAGAUCCAUGGUCUGCUGGUGAGAAAGCUUUUUCACUCUCAUCUUUUUGCGGCGAAUUCGCUCUUGGAUUUGUAUACCAGGUGUGGACGAAUAGAUCUGGCUACAAAGGUCUUUGACACUAUUGAAAACAAGGAUGUGGCCUCUUGGAAUACUAUGAUUUUGGGGUAUGGUAUGAGGGGUGAGUUGGACACUGCAAUGAACCUUUUUGAAGCAAUGAAGGAAGAUGGUGUGGAAUAUGAUUCAGUUUCAUUCAUUGCUGUUUUGACUGUGUGUAGCCAUGGAGGGAUGAUUGAGAAGGGGAGACAAUACUUUAAGAUGAUGAGUGAUCUUAAUAUUGAACCAAUGCAUACACAUUAUGCAUGUAUGGUUGAUCUCCUAGGUAGGGCUGGUCUAAUGCAAGAAGCUUUGGACCUUAUCAGAGGCCUUUCUAUUGUACCAGAUACUAAUAUAUGGGGUGCACUUCUUGGAGCAUGUAGGAUACAUGGGAACAUAGAAUUGGGGCACUUGGCAGCUGAACAUUUGUUUAAAUUAAAGCCUCAGCACUGUGGAUACUAUAUUCUCCUUUCAAAUAUGUAUGCAGAAGCUGAAAGAUGGGAGGAGGCAAACAAGGUUAGGGAGUUGAUGAGGUCAAGGGGAGCUAAGAAAAAUCCUGGUUGCAGUUGGGUUCAAAUUGGAGAUCAGGUGCAUGCAUUUCUUGUUGGUGAGAAAAUUGACAGCUUGGAUAAUGACUUUUGGAUGUCAGAUUGUUAA
Vigna radiata var. radiata (mung bean) is the source of this 2466-nucleotide messenger RNA. RefSeq names its product putative pentatricopeptide repeat-containing protein At1g69350, mitochondrial. The transcript has a single exon. Gene Ontology annotation, molecular function: protein binding; RNA binding. The record is from RefSeq and is a predicted model, not a curated record. NCBI's taxonomy places the organism in Eukaryota, Viridiplantae, Streptophyta, Magnoliopsida, Fabales, Fabaceae. Gene Ontology annotation, biological process: RNA modification. The coding region runs from base 1 to 2466 and encodes 821 amino acids.